Messenger RNA from Salvia hispanica, 2527 nucleotides. RefSeq names its product Translation elongation factor EFG/EF2 protein. Gene Ontology annotation, biological process: mitochondrial translational elongation. Gene Ontology annotation, cellular component: mitochondrion. Lineage: Eukaryota; Viridiplantae; Streptophyta; Magnoliopsida; Lamiales; Lamiaceae. The record is from RefSeq and is a predicted model, not a curated record. Gene Ontology annotation, molecular function: GTPase activity; translation elongation factor activity; GTP binding.
UUUUCCCCUAAACCCUCAAACGAAAAUGGCAGCUCGGUCGGCCCGAUCCUCUACGACGCGCCUACUAUACUCCCUCUACGCGCCUUCCAUCGGCGCGUCGCCGCAUACCUCCAGAGCCGCCUUGGCUGGGAAUUUCCAUUUGCGCUAUUUCUCCGCCGGCAGCGCCGCCGCCGCACGCUUGAGGGAGGAGAAGGAAGUAUGGUGGAAAGAGUCUCUGCAGAAGCUCCGCAACAUCGGUAUUUCUGCUCACAUCGAUUCAGGUAAAACGACGCUGACCGAGCGAGUGCUGUAUUAUACGGGCCGGAUCCACGAGAUUCACGAGGUGCGGGGGAAGGAUGGAGUUGGGGCGAAAAUGGAUUCCAUGGAUUUGGAGAGAGAGAAAGGGAUUACUAUUCAAUCCGCUGCUACCUAUUGUACCUGGAAGGAUUAUCAGGUUAACAUAAUUGACACACCAGGUCACGUUGAUUUCACUAUUGAAGUUGAGAGAGCUUUACGUGUACUCGAUGGCGCUGUUCUCGUCUUGUGUAGUGUUGGUGGUGUUCAGAGUCAGUCGAUUACAGUUGAUAGGCAAAUGAGAAGAUAUGAGGUUCCUAGAGUUGCUUUUAUCAACAAGCUUGACCGUAUGGGGGCUGAUCCAUGGAAAGUGCUCAAUCAGGCACGGGCCAAACUUCGACACCACAGCGCUGCUGUGCAGAUGCCAAUUGGUCUGGAGGAUGACUUCAAGGGUCUAAUUGACUUGGUCAAUAUGAAAGCUAACUACUUUCAUGGUUCCAGUGGUGAGAAAAUUGUGACUGAAGAUAUUCCUGCUAAUCUCAAUGAGCUUGCUCUAGAAAAACGACAUGAAUUGGUUGAAUUAGUCUCGGAGGUUGAUGACCAGCUUGCUGAGGCAUUUCUUAGUGAUGAACCUAUAUCGGCUGCUGAACUUGAGGGAGCAAUCCGAAGAGCUACCAUAGCACGAAAAUUUGUGCCAGUGUUCAUGGGUAGUGCUUUCAAGAACAAGGGUGUUCAACCACUUCUUGAUGGUGUACUUAGCUAUUUGCCUUGUCCGAUUGAAGUUACUAACCAAGCUCUCGAUCAAUCUAAGAAUGAAGAAAAGGUUACCUUAACAGGAAGCCCCGCUGGUCCUCUUGUUGCCUUAGCUUUCAAGUUGGAAGAAGGGCGAUUUGGCCAGUUGACAUAUUUAAGAAUCUAUGAAGGUGUCAUAAAGAAGGGUGAUUUUAUAGUUAAUGUAAACACAGGGAAGAAAGUCAAGGUUCCUCGCUUGGUGCGGAUGCAUUCAAAUGAAAUGGAGGAUAUUCAACAAGCUCAUGCAGGACAAAUUGUUGCUGUAUUUGGUGUAGAUUGUGCUUCAGGGGAUACAUUUACUGAUGGUUCAGUCAGAUAUACCAUGACCUCUAUGAGUGUGCCUGAGCCAGUUAUGUCUUUAGCAAUAUCAGCAGUUUCUAAAGAUUCGGGAGGGAAUUUUUCAAAAGCUUUGAAUCGUUUCCAGAGAGAGGAUCCAACUUUCCGUGUUGGUUUAGAUGCUGAGAGUGGUCAGACAAUUAUCUCUGGAAUGGGUGAACUCCAUUUGGACAUCUAUGUUGAGCGCAUGCGGAGGGAGUAUAAGGUUGAAGCGACUGUUGGGAAGCCUCGUGUCAAUUUCAGAGAGACAAUUACUCAGCGUGCUGAGUUUGAUUAUUUGCAUAAGAAGCAGAGUGGAGGACAGGGUCAAUAUGGAAGAGUUAUUGGUUAUAUGGAACCACUACCACCAGGCUCGGGAACUAAGUUUGAGUUUGAGAACAAUCUUGUUGGACAAGCAAUACCUCCAAAUUUUGUCCCAGCAAUUGAAAAAGGUUUCAAGGAAGCUGUGAACUCGGGUUCCCUUAUCGGCCAUCCUGUUGAAAAUAUUCGCAUAGUUUUGACCGAUGGGGCUGCCCAUACCGUGGAUUCAAGUGAACUUGCAUUUAAGAUGGCAUCGAUAUACGCCUUCAGACAGUGCUAUACAACUGCAAAACCUGUUAUAAUGGAGCCUGUGAUGUUGGUAGAGUUAAAAUUCCCUUCAGAGUUCCAGGGCACUGUCACCGGUGAUAUCAACAAGAGAAAAGGCUUGAUUGUAGGGAAUGACCAGGAAGGAGAUGAUUGUGUACUAACUGCACAUGUACCUCUCAACAAUAUGUUUGGUUAUUCGACAUCCCUUCGUUCAAUGACUCAGGGAAAAGGUGAAUUCACCAUGGAAUACUUGGAACAUUCACAAGUCUCUCAGGAUGUUCAAGCGCAACUGGUUAAUGCUCACAAGGCCACAAAACCCGGUGAAUAGGCCUCGAAGCAUUCGACAGUUAUCCGAGGACAGGAUUCAAGUCAUUUGUGCCAUUUUUCGUGUAGUUAGGAUGAUAUUAAACCUUUACUGAGGACAUAAUUAGUCUUCGUUCAUUUAUUCAGAAAUUUUGAGUGUGAUAUAGAAAUGUUCGCACACAAAUAAUGACAUUCUGUUGUAUUAUAAGCCUCAAAACAAUAAUACUAUCAAUUAACACAUUUGCUGUUUGCAAGA